This is a messenger RNA of Melospiza georgiana, 423 nucleotides long. Its product is annotated as proline-rich proteoglycan 2-like. The transcript has a single exon. NCBI's taxonomy places the organism in Eukaryota, Metazoa, Chordata, Aves, Passeriformes, Passerellidae. Bases 1 to 423 code for a protein of 140 amino acids. The record is from RefSeq and is a predicted model, not a curated record.
AUGGCCACAGGAGAGGCGGGCGGGCGGCGCCAGGGCCCUGCGCGGGGCUCCCCAGGCUCCUGCGGCAUCGGUUCCGUCCCCUCGGGCGCCGAGCGGAGCCCGGAGCCGCCGCUCUGCCUGCGGGGCUGUGUGUGCCCGGCCCUGAAGGAGGCAGAGCCGGGGCUGUGGCGCCGCCUGCCCGGCGCUCAGCGCCGCCCGUGCCGUGCCCGUGCAGCGCGACCCGGCGGGGCAGCUCCGGCUCGGCUCGUCGCCAGCACCGCCCCGGCGCGGCGGCUGCCCCAGGGCCGCGGAAGCCCCGAGCCGGACGGGCCCGGAGGGCCUCGGGAGGGAGCGCGGGAGGGCCCCGAGCCCUGCGGGCCUCAGCAGAGACUCCCGCCCCAGUGCGGGCAGCAGGAGGGGCGCAAAGCUCCGGGACGCUUAUGA